This is a messenger RNA of Dentiscutata erythropus, 1272 nucleotides long. Lineage: Eukaryota; Fungi; Glomeromycota; Glomeromycetes; Diversisporales; Gigasporaceae. The record is from the annotation of a GenBank genome assembly.
AUGGUAUAUAUUUGUUUAUGCCCAGUGUGUAAUGGAAAAACAGUUGAUCAAAGAACUUGGAAUAAUCAUUUUGAUUUAUAUAUGUCCGAUGAUCCUAUACCUACAUUACUAAUUCAAGAAAAUAUUACCAACACAAAUAAUGAACUUUUUGAAAUUUGUCAAUCAAAUUGUAUUUGUGAAGCAGAACUUAAAAAACCUGUUCGUAUAUCUAAAGGAAAAAUAUUAUAUAAGGCUAUUAAAACAUAUCCUUACUAUUCAAUUAUUUUACAUCUUAAAAAAAUUCUUUUACUUCCAGAAAUAGAAGAGGCAUUAGAAUCUUGUUAUAAACAUUUAUUACCACCAAAUGAUUUACUUUCUGAUGUAUAUGAUGCGGCUCAAAAAAUAUCAGGAUUUGCAGAACAUUCUUCUAAAAAUAGAUGCUAUCAAUGUAUUAAAAAGUUUCCAACAUUUCCAACUGGAAAAGUAAAUUUUUCUGGAUUUAGUCAAGAAUUUUCUCGUUUAAAUAAUAUUGAGCAUAAACAAUUAUCUAAUAAUUGGUUAAAUGCAAAUAAUAGAGAAAAAAAGCAAAUAUUUGACAAAUAUGGAAUUCAAUGGACUCCAUUACAACAUCUUCCCUAUAUUGAUCUUAUUUGUUUUACAAGAUAUUGCUUGGAAGUUAUGUCUACUAUUUAUGAAGAAAUUACAAUUAAUCUAGUUGUAUCAACUUUAUUAAAAAAUUUUCCAGAUUCAAUUAAUGAUUUUAUUUUAUUAGGAGAUACAUUAGCUAAAUAUUUAAUACCUAUACAAGAUAUUCUAAAUCUUUAUAAUAUGUCAACCAAAAUAUCAGAACAAAAUAUUACUGGAGCUGAAUUAUUUCCUGGAAAGUUUCUUAAACCUAUACAUUUUUCACAUUUGGAUGAUAUUACAAAUCGAUAUCUUGCACAUGAUCUGGAGCUAUUUAUAUUAGAGAUGAAAAAUUCGAAUUCAUAUAUAGUUGCAGCUUUUAUUGAUGAAAAAAAGACCAGAGCUGGUAAUGAAUAUAAUAUAUAUUACUGGCCUGGAAAAGUAUUGUAUUAUUUUAAACAUCAAGUACAAGUUCCAAAAGAAAUUACUAAUGAGAAUUCUAGAGAUCAAAUAGAUUUUGAAACUAUAGAGCAUUCAUUUGCUUUUGUUGAUUGGUAUAAAACAUCUACUUAUUGUGAUCAUUUUUAUAUAUAUAAUCAUGAAACUGAUUGCUUUCAAUUUGAUGAAGAUGGACAUGCUCAUGCUGGUAUGUUUUGUGCUAAAUUGUGA